This is a messenger RNA of Gadus macrocephalus (Pacific cod), 1968 nucleotides long. RefSeq names its product solute carrier family 35 member 2 (gene slc35a2). Gene Ontology annotation, molecular function: UDP-galactose transmembrane transporter activity. Bases 403 to 1482 code for a protein of 359 amino acids. Gene Ontology annotation, biological process: pyrimidine nucleotide-sugar transmembrane transport. The transcript is spliced from 6 exons. NCBI's taxonomy places the organism in Eukaryota, Metazoa, Chordata, Actinopteri, Gadiformes, Gadidae. The record is from RefSeq and is a predicted model, not a curated record. Gene Ontology annotation, cellular component: Golgi membrane.
CAACCAAUCAGAUUUCUACCUACCUGCAUCCUGGAAGGCGAACAAGGAACGGCUGUGUUGCGGCAUCAAAGUGCUUGAGCCCCGGGAUGGAUGAUCCGGCCGGGCUGGAAACCCCCCCGUCGUCCCGGGAAUGAGGAGUGGGACAGAGCCGGUCUUGUGUCGUACUCGUUACGUGUGUUUAUAAAGCUGUUGAGGCUAUCAGAGGAGGUGGCCUGCUAGCUCUGCUGUAGCCCGAUAGCCUGUCAAUAGCCUGCUAGUCCGUCAAUAGCCUGCUAGCACUUCAUUUGCCUGCUAGCACGUCGUUAGCCUAUUAGCACUUCUUUAACCUGCUAGCACUUCUCUAGCCUGCUAGCCCUUCAUUAGCCUGCUAACACGUCAUCCAGCCAGCGGCUCGUAGUCAACAUGGCGGUAGGCAGCGUCCCAGCAGACGGAGCUGGUCGAAGACCGAAUGAAGCCAACAGGAAGCUGAAGUACAUCAGUCUGGCCGUGCUCGUGGUCCAGAAUGCCUCUCUCAUCCUCAGCAUCCGCUAUGUCCGCACGUUGCCCGGCGACCGCUUCUUCGCCACGUCAGCGGUCGUCAUGGCGGAGGUCCUUAAGCUCAUUACCUGCCUGCUCAUCAUCCUGGUGCAGAAGAGAGGUAACCUGAAGGAGAUGGCGCUGUUCCUCUACGACAGCAUCGUGGUCCAGUACGCAGACACCUUGAAGCUGGCCGUUCCUUCUCUCAUCUACACCCUGCAGAACAACCUGCAGUACGUGGCCAUCUCCAACCUGCCAGCAGCCACCUUCCAGGUGACGUACCAGCUGAAGAUCCUGACCACGGCUCUGUUCAGCGUCCUCAUGCUGAGGAAGACCUUGUCCAAACUCCAGUGGCUCUCCCUGCUGCUCCUCUUCCUAGGCGUGGCCAUCGUCCAGGUGCAGCAGGAGGGGAAGAAGGAGUCCGUCUCGGAGUCGUCCGACCAGAACUACACGGUGGGCCUGGUUGCCGUGGUGGUCAGCUGCCUGUCGUCGGGCUUCGCCGGCGUCUACUUUGAGAAGAUCCUGAAGGGCAGCGCGGCCUCCGUCUGGGUCCGCAACGUCCAGCUGGGGAUCUUCGGCACGGCGCUGGGCCUGCUGGGCAUGUGGUGGAAGAACGGGGAGGAGGUGGCGGAGCACGGCUUCCUGUUCGGCUACACCCCCGCCGUCUACAGCGUCAUCCUCAACCAGGCCUUCGGGGGCCUGCUCGUGGCCCUGGUGGUGAAAUACGCCGACAACAUCCUGAAGGGCUUCGCCACCUCCUUCUCCAUCAUCGUGUCCACGGUGACCUCCAUCUACCUGUUCGCCUUCCACGUGGACCUGCUGUUCAGCGCGGGCGCGGCGCUGGUCAUGGGGGCGGUCUACAUGUACAGCCUCCCCAAGGCCGGCACCCCCGCCGCCCCGCCCCCCCCGGCCAGCAAAGAGGACUCGCUGAUACCCAAGGGCUCAGAUAAGGAGAAAGGUUCCUAAGAGAGUUGGAUCGUCCGAAGGAAGAAGGCCGGACGGAGACACUGAAGGUUUACUUCAACUGAGGACCAAACGAGUCUUCUCACUCCUUAGUGAGUUUAUAGAACAUGUACAACAUUUCAAUAUUGAGUUUUUAAUGGCCUCAAUGUGGCCAUGUUGUCCUUUAUAAAGAAUGACUAGGAAUGUUAAAUACUGCGUUGGUUCAGGUUUGAUAUGCUUUUCAAACCUUUAAUUUUAUAUUUCUUACACUUAACUACUAUCUGCUACUUAAAGUGGAUUUUAACGUCUUGUAAUAUAUUUUUCUAUAAAUAUGUUUUCUGUAUAACUUUAGCCGUCAGUUUUAUGGCUGUUGAAAGGGGGCGUGUUUUUUUUUUGAACUAUCAUGUCACAUCCAUGUCACUAUUUUUGUCUUUUAGGCAGAAGGUUAUGGAACGCCAAACGUGACAAUAUUUAAGAAAUUAAUUCAUAAAUUACAUGAUGUGUGAAAUA